CAUCUCGUCGUGCUUCGUACCGGACUGCGAUAAAAAUACCAUUUAUAUUUUUUUAUUAAGACAUUUUUAUUCAUUCUCUUGGAACCUACUCGUAUAUGAACGGAGUCUCUAUCGUCUGUGUGAGAUAGUCCCUCUCGUAACCUUCAGAUAAACCCAGAUGACGUAUUCUCUCUGACCCAAUGCAGAUUUUAUAGAAAAAAAAUUGUUAAUUAUACUCUGCGUAGUCUGACUACAUAAUAAAGGCGCGUUAAAGAAGAAUGUGUGUACAUUAAGUGAAACAACUUUUUCAACAAUGAAGAUCUGAUCUAUAAUAUAAAUACCUUAACCAGGGAAACCCAUUUUUCAAAUCUCCAUAGAAUCUCUAUACAAAUCACUUUGUGCAUCAAUCAAUAGUACCAUCAAUUUGUCAUCAUGUCAGAGGAAAGAAACAUAACCAAUCAUUCAUUAGCUUUUGAUAAAAAAUAUCCAGAUCUUUCCGAAUUAUACUCAAAUCAUACUCCAUUCAUAACAUGUUCAUUAAUAAUUGCGGUCCUCGUGCUUAUUUUAAAUUUAGCAAUCUACGUAACAAACAUAUCAAAAGCUAAAAAACGUCUUACCAGCCAUCUGUACUUACCAACAACACUUCUUUGCUCUUUUUAUCCCAUAAUAUCCUUGGCUGCUCUAGUCACUAUUGUGCUACCCAAAUCAUGGCUCAUUUGCCAUACUGUGAUGCAUUUAUCCUUCACCAUUGGAGCGGUGUUGUUUCAUAAUUUGUGCUUUCGAUAUGCCAAUUCUGAAGUUGGUUUUCUUAAAGAGGUCGGUGAUCAGGAAUUAUUGGACUUCCAGACAUCUCCUUUAUGCUGUUGCUUUAGUUUCUUGCCAAAAUUGAUACCAACAAAGACAAGGCUCUUCAUCGUUAAAUGCUUAAUCUGGCAAAUGCCAUUUGUCCAAUCCAGUAUUAUGAUUGUUUUGAAUGUGAUAUACUACAGGGAUGCGGAAAUGUAUGACAAACUGAAUGCGUUUUUUAUUCCAUUCAUUGUUGGAUCUAUUUUAAGUGGACUUUGGGGCCUUAAUAUCACCGUCAAGAUGAUAAGUUCAUUAUUUCCUGAUUAUAAUUUAAUGAAAAAGAUGUUAUGUCUUCAGCUGAUCUUGCUGCUCUGCAAGCUACAAUUCCUUAUUCUAGAUUCUCAAUUGAGUACUUUUGAUUUUGGCGGAGUCUUUCCCAUCACCAACACAAUAUACAAACAAACCCUGAUUAACCUUUUGAUUUUGGUUGAAAUGACUCUUGUUUCAAUAUUUGUGAAACAUGCUUACAGCAAACCAGCAGAAUUGUAAUUAUUAUACUCGUAGAAACCGGUGAUAUAUGUAAAUCUUUUUUAGUUUUAAAUGUUGUUAAUUUAAUUGUAUUUCUAAAGAUGUAUUUAAGAUAUAAAGUAAAUACAUUUUAUUAUUAUUUAUAA
Episyrphus balteatus (marmalade hoverfly) is the source of this 1439-nucleotide messenger RNA. Its product is annotated as organic solute transporter alpha-like protein. Gene Ontology annotation, biological process: transport. The transcript is spliced from 7 exons. The coding region runs from base 412 to 1314 and encodes 300 amino acids. Gene Ontology annotation, molecular function: transporter activity. The record is from RefSeq and is a predicted model, not a curated record. Lineage: Eukaryota; Metazoa; Arthropoda; Insecta; Diptera; Syrphidae.